This is a messenger RNA of Sinocyclocheilus anshuiensis, 1428 nucleotides long. Its product is annotated as syntaxin-binding protein 6-like. Gene Ontology annotation, biological process: Golgi to plasma membrane transport; exocytosis; regulation of SNARE complex assembly. The record is from RefSeq and is a predicted model, not a curated record. Gene Ontology annotation, cellular component: plasma membrane; exocyst. The transcript is spliced from 5 exons. Lineage: Eukaryota; Metazoa; Chordata; Actinopteri; Cypriniformes; Cyprinidae. The coding region runs from base 68 to 700 and encodes 210 amino acids. Gene Ontology annotation, molecular function: phosphatidylinositol-4,5-bisphosphate binding.
GUCUCAAUGUCUCUCUCAUCAGAGUCAAGAGCCCCCUGCUGUCACCCAGCCUGCGCCAUCGGCUACAAUGAGUGCCAAAUCGACCCUCAACAAGGCGAUCUUUAUUCCCAACGAUGAGAGGCUGCUGGCAGCCGUGCAGGUGAAGAGGAGGACGAAGAAAAAGAUCCCGUUUUUAGCUACAGGAGGCCCUGGUGACUACACCACAUUCAUUUGCUUAUCAGUGACCAAUAAGAAACCAGCGCAGGUGUUCCUCACGAAGGUGAAGCAGUUUGAAGGCUCCUCGUCUUUCGUCAGGAGAUCACAGUGGACCAUCAGUCAGCUGCGGCAGGUCAACGGCAUCGACUCCGUCCGAGAUUGCCCAGAGUUUGACUUGAUAUUUGAGAACGGAUCCGACCAGUGGACUGCAGGUUCAGCUGGAGAGAAGUGUGUGUUUGUCCAGGUCCUGCAUCACACAUGUCAGCGGUUCAUCCCCGAAAGAAAACCAGAGUUCAUCAACUGCCCCUCCAAACUGCUGGGAGGUAACAGCAUCCUGCACGAGGCAGCAGACAGUGUGAGCAGCGCGGUGCAGAAGGCCAGUCAGGCGCUGAACGAGCGCGGCGAAAGACUGGGACGCGUGGAGGAGAAGACGGGCGAGAUGAUGAACAGCGCCCAGCAUUUUGCCGACACUGCACACAAGCUUGCCAUGAAGCACAAGUGUUAAGCCUUUGCCAUAUUUUUGGAGAAUCUGGUACAAAUUCCUCACCCCCGCUCAACCUCUGCUAUCAGAGAGCGUUACGGGACGUGCAUGAAGUAUCAUAUGAAGGACAGUGUGUAUCAACAUGGCUGUAGCCUUGAAAAGAUCAUGCCUCCUGUACACAUGGAUAGUAUUUGUGGUCAUUGUAAGCUUAAACAAAGCCUUAUUUCUGUGUCCUCACUCUAUGACAGACCUGUAUUAUCAUUUUAAAUUCUUAAAAAAUAUGUAAAAUAGUUCCGAGGUUCAAAGGCCUGCUGAUAGAUUCUAGAUUGUUUUAACAUAAUGAUUGUUUGAUCAGUGCCAUCAUAAAAGAACUUUAGUGAAAUUUUAAGAAAUAUGUUUUUUGUAAAAAGGGUUUUGUGUAAAUCUCUAAACUUGUUCUUUUUUGACAUCAUUUUGUUUCAUGUCACCAUGUGCAAAAAAAAGGCAGAUUUUUGCAAUUAUUUUGCUGAUUUUCUUUGUUUUGCUUACUAAAAUAAAGUUCUAAAAGGCUCAUUUUAAUGGCGCAGUGACCCACAUUUUAAAUAAUAUAGCCUGAUGCGUAGCAAAAUCUACAGAACUGUCCUGAGAAAAGACCAGAUUCACAUGCUGCACAUCACACUGUGAGAUGUGUUACGCUGCAGUUCAGGAAGGGUUGUGCCUUAACUGGAUGAGAGGAGACGGUGAGGAGAUGCAGCCGAUCCGGUCAGUCUAAG